Fusarium tjaetaba is the source of this 795-nucleotide messenger RNA. RefSeq lists its product as uncharacterized. Bases 1 to 795 code for a protein of 264 amino acids. The record is from RefSeq and is a predicted model, not a curated record. The transcript has 3 exons. Lineage: Eukaryota; Fungi; Ascomycota; Sordariomycetes; Hypocreales; Nectriaceae.
AUGUCCCCAGGAAACAUAGUGUUUGACCCAUGCGGGGAUGUCAAGCUUUGUGUUGGAGAAACGGACCCUGUCACCUUUACAGCCUGUUCAAGGGCUUUAGCUAGGGCAUCGCCAGUCUUUGAGCGUAUGCUCUUCGGGCAAUUCAUGGAGUCGAAACCAUCAAACGGCGAGGACCGGCUCGUUGAGCUCCCAGAGGACGAGCGAAAAGCAUUAUCCACCUUCCUCAAUAUAUCACAUGGUCAAUUCGAUCAGGUGCCCCGAAAUCCAUCAAUAGAUGACCUAUACGACCUCACAGUGUUGUCAAACUACUAUGAUGGCACACAUAUGUUGGAGCCCUGGAUAGGAAGGUGGAUGUCUUUGGUUGAGGAUGACACAAAGGCGUCAAAGGAGUCCAUGGCCAAGAGCCUCUGGAUAGCAUGGGAGUUUGGACGGAAAGACCCUUUUUGCCGCUUAGUAAGAAGAAUGCUCACGGAAUCCGAUGGCUCCGAAGAUCCCCAUCUCCAAAUGCAGCCAGAUAUCAUAGAGAGAAUAUCUGCAAAUCGUCUCAUGAUCAUCCAAGCACUUCUAGAUAUCAUCAGAAAGCUCAUCAAUGAUCUACUAGUUGUCGAUGAGAAGCCCCGCUGGUGUCGGCAUGCAGAGUGGAUGGGACCGCAUCGCUGCGAGUCCAUGAUCCUGGGUUCAAUAACGUUUUGUCUCGCUCGAGGGGGCCUGUGGCCUUUACCCCAAGCAGAAGAUGUGAUGGACAGCAUCGUUGGACUGCUUCUUGUUGAGCGAAGUGGAAAGGGUAUUUAUUGA